GUUUAUGAUAUGCCGUCCAUUCUUCGCUUUCCCGUUCAGAUGAAGGGACGACAGCCAUUUGCCUCCCGACUCGCCGAGUUCCUCCUACGUUUCUUGCGGAUAUUUAAACUUCAGUAGGCGAGUCACCGGCGACAGUGCAGCGCUCCUACCGAAUUGAUAUUUCCCCAGUACUCGCACUGGAUGCUGCCCGGAUCUCGAUACAAAUGCGUUGAAAGCGAAGAGGGAGUGCGAGGAGCAGCGUCGGGUUUGAAAGUGGCGCCCGCUUUGCGUCAGUGUAUUGGGUAGGGAGCGGGGAGCAGUCAAGGGUGGAGCUCAGUGCAGCAGCCGAGGACGUGCGAGAGACACGGGCUCCUCUGCUCGCUCUCCCUUCCCGGGAGGUGGGAGCCUGUACCAUGGGGGAUGCAACGAGGAAGUGAGAGGAGCCGGUUUUAGGCUGAGCAGCAGCCGCCGCCGCCGCCGCCGCCGCCGCCACCACCGCCGCGAUGAGCAGCUCCAGCCCCAGCCCGGGAUCUUGCCGUUUCGCCGACUACUUCGUGUUGGCAGGCAUCGACACGGACAGCGGGCUGGAACCCGACGAGCUCUCAGCGCUAUGCCAGUGGCUAGAAGCAGAGUGGUGUGGCAGGAGCCAAGAAACUCCAUGUCCUAACAAAGCCUCAGGGGAAAACUUUGAUCAGAGUCCAUUGAGGAGAACCUUCAAGUCCAAAGUGUUAGCCCAUUAUCCUCAAAAUGUGGAGUACAACCCUUUUGAUCAAGAUGCUGUCAAUAUGCUCUGCAUGCCCAAAGGACUGUCCUUCAAAACCCAGGCCGAAGACAGGGAGCCGCAGUUCCACUCCUUCCUCAUCACGCGCGAAGAUGGCUCGCGUACCUAUGGCUUUGUGCUCACCUUUUACGAGGAGGUCACUUGCAAGCAAAUCUGCAGCGCCAUGCAGACCCUGUACCAGAUGCACAACGUGGAGCAGUACAACAACGUGUACGCGUCGUCCUCCUGCAGCAUGGACUCCCUGGCGAGUAGCAUCGACGAGGGGGAUAGCACCUCGCUGGCCAAAAUGCAGCGCUACAACUCCUACGACAUCAGCCGCGACACCCUGUACGUCUCGAAAUGCAUUUGUCUGAUCACCCCCUUGCCGUUCGUGCAGGCCUGCCGCAAGUUUCUGCUGCAGUUGCACAAGGCGGUGACCUCCCAGCAAACUCCGCCACUGCCCCUGGAGAGCUACAUUCACAACAUCCUCUAUGAGGUGCCCCUGCCUCCACCUGGCCGCUCAUUAAAAUUCUCAGGGGUCUACGGGCCAAUCAUUUGCCAGCGACCUGGGCCAACAGAGCUACCCCUGUUUGACUUCCCGCUGCGAGAAGCCUUUGAACUUCUGGGCUUGGAAAAUUUGGUGCAGCUCUUCACCUGCGUGCUUCUGGAGAUGCAGAUUCUUCUGUAUUCACAAGACUACCAACGGCUCAUGACGGUGGCUGAGGGGAUCACAGCUCUCCUCUUCCCUUUCCAGUGGCAACACGUCUAUGUACCCAUUCUCCCAGCCUCACUUCUGCACUUUCUUGAUGCUCCAGUCCCCUACCUGAUGGGCCUGCAGUCUAAGGAACCCAAUGACCGGUCCAAGUUGGAGCUGGCGCAGGAGGUCAACAUCCCCUCACUUGUACAAGGAAGAGAAGCAUUCACGAUCUCCGUACAUCAUCCUCAUCAAAGUGGGUACUCUUUUAACGCAAAGGCAAAUCUGUGCUUCGUGGACAUUGACAACCACUUCAUUGACCUGCCGGAGGAUUUCCCACAGUUCCCAAACAAGCUGGAGUUCAUCCAGGAGAUCUCAGAGGUGCUGCUCCAGUUUGGGAUUCCUCCCGAAGGGAACUUGCACUGUAGCGAGAGUGCCAGUGAGCUGAAGAACCUGGUAUUGGACGAGCUGGCCAACGACAAGAAGAACGGGAACCUGACCAGUACCACCAUCAACAUGUAUGAACUGCUGAAGGGCAACGAGACCCUGGCACGGCUUCAGGCUCUGGCAAAGCGGACGGGGGUAGCCGUGGAGAAGAUGGAAAUCGCGGUGCUCCCGGAGAAGGAGAAGGACUCCAGGUGCCAGUGCAGCGAGGAAGAGCUGCGGGAUUACAAGCUAACUGUGCAACUCCGCGAAGUCUUCGCCAAGCGUUUCACCCAGAUGUUCGCUGAUUAUGAGGCCUUCGUCAUCCAGCCCACACAGGAUAUGGAGUCAUGGCUGACCAAUCGAGAGCAGAUGCAGAAUUUUGACAAGGCCUCAUUUCUCUCUGACCAGCCAGAGCCCUAUCUCCCUUUCCUCUCCCACUUCAUCGAGACACAGAUGUUUGCUACUUUCAUUGACAAUAAAAUUGUGUCAUUGUGGGAGGAGAAGGACCCUCUUCUCAGAGUGUUUGAUUCACGCAUCGAGAAAAUGAAGAUUUACAAUGUUCGCGUUCCCACAAUACGCACCUCAAAUUAUCAGAAGUGCACCAUCUUGAAAGAAGCUGAGAGUUGGCUUGCUCGAAGGUACUGCUCCUUUGAUAUACAAGCACCAGAGCCUCACGUGCUUUGCCUAGAAGGCCAGGAUGAUGGUGGAGAAUCUCAGGCCAUUGAGCAGCGCCUGGUGAAGAUCGAUCACACUGCCAUCCACCCACACCUGCUAGAUAUGAAGAUCGGACAGGGCAAGUACGAGCAAGGAUUCUUCCCCAAACUCCAGGCGGAUGUACUGGCAACAGGGCCAAGCAACAACAAUCGAUGGGCAAAUCGAGGCGCCACAGCACAGCGGAGGAAGGAUCGCCUUCGACAGCAUUCAGAGCAUCUGACUCUGGACAAUGACUCAAGAGAGAAAUACAUCCAGGAGGCCCGGAGUUUAGGAAAGAGCCUGCGGCAGCCAAAACUCUCUGAUCUGUCACCUGCUGUGAUUGCACAAACCAACUGGAAGUUUGUGGAAGGACUGCUCAAAGAAUGUCGCAUCAAGACCAAGCGAAUGCUGGUGGAGAAGAUGGGACACGAGGCAGUGGAGCUGGGACACGGAGAGGCCAACAUCACUGGCUUGGAGGAGAACACCUUGAUUGCAAGUUUGUGUGACCUACUGGAGAGAAUCUGGAGUCACGGGCUGCUCAUCAAACAGGGGAAAUCGGCACUCUGGUCCCACCUGAUGCAUUAUCAGGAGUGCGAGGAGAAGCGGGAAGCAACUGUCGAGACCCCAGUUAUGGCUGGGUCAGAACGGCGAAAAUCGGAGUCAGGACUGAUCUUGCCAACCCUGAAGGUUUCUCUCAUCCAGGACAUGAGGCAUGUCCAACAGAUGAGUGAGAUCAAGACCGAUGUUGGCCGUGCCCGGGCUUGGAUUCGGCUCUCCCUUGAAAAGAAGGUGCUUUCUCAACAGCUCAAGCAACUGCUCUUCAACCAGAAUCUCAUCAAGAAGCUAUACAAGCGUUACGCCUUCCUACGCUGUGAGGAGGAAAAGGAACAAUUCCUCUAUCACCUGCUGUCGCUCAAUGCUGUGGACUACUUCUGCUUUACCAGUGUGUUCACAACCAUCAUGAUCCCAUACAGAGCAGUCAUAAUCCCCAUCAAAAAGCUGAGUAACUCCAUCACCACCUCCAAUCCUUGGAUCAGUGUGUCAGGUGAAUUGGGAGGCACUGGGGUGAUGCAGGUCCCCAAGAACCUCUUGGAGAUGACAUUUGAGUGCCAGAAUCUGGGCAAACUGACAACGGUUCAGAUUGGACAUGACAACUCGGGGCUUUUAGCCAAGUGGCUGGUGGAUUGUGUUAUGGUCAGGAAUGAGAUUACGGGACACACCUACAGGUUCCCGUGUGGCAGGUGGCUGGGGAAGGGAGUGGACGACGGCAGCUUGGAGAGGAUCCUGGUCGGCGAGCUCAUCACCCCGGUGGUGGAGGAGGACCUGAGCAAGCAGUGUCGCACGCCGCCACAGCUGCGAUCCCCGACCGUCGCCCGGCGCCUCAGCAUCACUUCCCUCGGAGGGAAGACAGGCAAACCAAAUGCUGGUCAAAUCCAAGAAGGAAUUGGCGAGUCUAUUAAUAAUAUAGUGAAGCAUUUUCACAAGCCAGAAAAAGAGAGAGGGAGCCUGACGGUCCUGUUAUGUGGGGAGUUUGGCCUGGUCUCUGCCCUGGAGCAAGUCUUUCACCAUGGCUUCAAGUCAGUUCGUCUCUUCCAGAAGAACGUAUUCAUCUGGGAUUUCCUAGAGAAAGCAGUCACGUACUUUGAAACCACCGACGAGGAGGAGGCUCAGGUCAACCUACUGGAGGGGAAAUGUUGCACGGAGUCAGCAAAGUCACUCUGCCAAUACGUGAACGCCAUCAAUAGUGCGCCAAGGAACAUUGGGAAAGACGGGAAGCUACAGCUGCUCGUGUGUCUCGGGGCCAGGGACCACUUGCUCCCACAAUGGAUCCCACUACUGGCAGAGUGCCCGGUGAUCUCGAGGAUGUACGAGGAUGGUGCCCUGCUCCGUGACCGCGCCUCCGUCAACUCACUCAUCCGUGUCCUCCAGACACUGCACGAGUUCAACAUUACACUAGAGACCUCGCUCGUCAAGGGCAUUGACGUGUAGCAUUGGUUUUUCAAAGGCAGAGACCCUUCCCCACCACCUCUGACGUGUUGAGCAAGGAAGGGUCUCCUGUCCAUGUUGCCAAGAGUAUGGAUCAUGUGACACUGUAUGGAGAUGGACAGCAAACCAACUGCCUAAAGGUCAUGCCAGCCAAUCCUGGCAGAAGAAAAUAGUAUUGAUAAUGUUAUAAAGAAGUCAAAUAGAUAAUGAAGAGUAUUUUUGCCUGUUGGAUGUGUGUAAAUAAAUUGUACCUUUACUGAAUAGUGAUUACACUGUCAGCUGUUCACCAGAACCUACUGGUUAAAAAGUAGCAUUGAUUUAGAAUACUCCAUGGAGAUUUUCCUUUUCACCCCUCCCUUCAUUUGUACCCCAUUUGUGUAAAUAUUCUGUUUCUUUUUUUGCGGGUAAACUUCAGAAAACCUCCGAGUCCUACUUGGGGCAGUGGAGUGUGGUAAAUGUGUGUGUCUUGCAGUUUCCUCCAAUUUUGUUUAGGAUGUGUCUCUCUCGUGUUCCCUGGUUCUGGAAGAAUUAGUUCGAUGCUCCUGGUGCCUCACUACAUUUUUCUCCUUUCUGAUUCCUCGAUCCUCUGCAGAAGUUUAAAAAAAAAUCUAAGAGCACUGGUUAAUUCACUACCGCUCAGUGCCCACUUCAGUACUGCAGGGGGUCUGGGUGACCAGUGGGGAAACAAAGCAUUGGAAGGGGAACUGAGGGAAUACAUGUGGUCUACUCAGUGCUGUCUGGAGCAGGGCUAGCUUCGCAUACUACUAAAACCCUCCAAAUUAUAAAGUUAUAUAUAUUUGAUCAUAUUUUCAUUAUUUAUUGGUUGAAAACUUAAUGCUGUUUUGAUUUAAUGGGUAAAUCUCCCCUUGUAGCCAGGAAGGGAAGUACGGUAUCCUCUCCAUAACCUCUUACAAAGAACAGGCCUUCCUCCCUGGCCCCUGGGGGGGGGGAGGAAGAAUCAGAAACCUUCCUUUCCCUCCAUGCCACUACCCCCCCCCGCCACCUCCUCCCCCCACUACCUCCUUUGGUUAAACGCCGAAUAACGCUCACUGCUCAGAUUAACUAGCUAAUAGCAGAGCAAUAAAUACUGAGGGUGGAAAGUGGGAACACAGCCUGCGGACAGAGGAGAAACAGUAUUCUUAUUUUAUUUUAAACAUCAGUAUUUGAGAAAUCAAUCAAGUGCUGGGCAUGUAAAAUAAAUCUGAAAAUGCUGGCGCUGCAGGGUCAUUGAGGAAAAGGAAGGCCAUUAACUUUGUUUUAAUUCCAAUAAAGGGCCUUGAACUCCAGUGUUAAUCUGUCUCAUGACUCCAGAGGCUGAGUAUUUCCAGCACAUUUCAAUCAUUGCAGGGAGCUGCCUUGAGGGAGAUAGCUGAACACUAUGGGCAAGGAAUCCCUCUGUUCUGAGGAAUUCUGAAGGGGAGCUUUCAGAGAUAAAGACCUCUUGUUUUUUCCCGUGAUUUUGAACACAAGGCUAUUAGGGAGUGCAGUUCCUUACUCCUACUGUCCUGAGAAUCUCCUGUAGGCUUCAAUCCCACGAUUCAGGGUUGAACAGAUGAGUCUGAACACUCUGUACUGUGUUGGGGACGAACUCGGUAACAGUGGAGUCCUAGCCAUUCAGGCUUGCUGUUUUGAAACAGAUUUUUUAAAACUUUUGUUCUGGACAAAGUUAAAAUCUGUAGGGAACCUGGACAACAGUGUCAGCACCAACAAGCAUACCCUGUUUUGUGAUUUCCCACCUUUCUAGGAAUAGGAGUAUAGAUCUAGCCUUUGAAAAUUCCUCUGUGAUUCCUUCUUACCAAGAUCAGAUCAACCAUCCACCCAACUGGUGCUCUCAAAUUCCAGAUGUGAACUGUAAGCAGUUUAUAAUGGACAUGCACAUUCUGUAGUCUGUCUAGGCCAUUUGUCAGUUGCCCUUAGAUCAUCCUAAAGUCUCCAUCAAUUAAAAAUUAACCUCCCUAGGUAUGCCUGUCAGUGAUUCCUGGAGGGAAAAAAUGAUAAUUGGGCAUGAAUUGAAAAAAAAAAGUCUAUUUUCUCAUCUUAUUUGAAGUUGUUCAGCAGGAAUAGCCUUGCUGGGCAAAUCUGGGAAUGGGUGAGGGGUGGAAACUCUAGGAAUGCUUCAGGUAGCUAGAAUGAUGAUUGAAUUUGCACCUCCCACACUAAGAGACCAAGCUUUGACACAAUUUAAGACACUUUAUCAGAAGAUAUGAAAACAAUAUAUUUUACAAUCAAUAUAUAAGAAAUGAUGUGGCAAAACCUUCUCGAAGAGGAAUCAGAACCAGCUGCAUUCUGGGCCAGCGUUAAGACCAUUCAACCCUGAGCACCGAGGUGUUUGGGAUUUGAUAUUCACUCUUAAGCCGAGCCUUCAUGGUUGGCUGAAAAUAAACUCUGCUUUCUCUCCAUUCUCAGCGGACUAAAGCAGAGAAACCAGUCAGGGUUCUUUCACUGGUGACACAGGAAAGUGUGCGGGUGUGUAUGGGGAUAAGCUUAACCUUGCCUGUGAUGGUAAUCAUGACCAGAUGGCCAAUGGCUUAUCAAGCUCCUGCGUUGAAAGCAUUCACCUGGCUGAGGCAGCUUUUCCUUACAGGAGGCAAUGUCCCGUGGGGCGAGGCACAAGUAUGAAUUGAGUAAGUGAGUGUGUGUGUGUGUGCGUGUUGGUCCCUGUGUGAACUAUAUGAGAAGCUAUCUGAAUAUGCCUUGACAACCAAGGACACUGGUUUGACCUCUGUAGUGUUGACUUUGCUUUGGCACCACUCAGGAGACGAGCAUUGAUUCCACCAGCUGUUGGAUGGGUUUUGAGACAGUAAAUCCCCUGAAAAGAUAUCUGUAAAUUGGCUAUUGCUCUGCUAUGUGAGGCAUGAAUAAAAGUUGGGCAUGAACAGAUGAUUGCUGCUCAGUUAUUAGAACCAUUAGAUGUGAUUCUUGUUUACAGGCUCAUUACAGUAUAGAAAGCGCUGCUUGCCUCAACUGGAUGGGAGUGGGGUUUUGCUCUCUGCCAGUUUCCUCACACCCAGCUUCUCCUCAUCCUACCAAUGUAUCUUCCUCCUCCGUUCCUCAGUCAUGAACUCAUCUAGUUUUUCUCAAAAGCAUACAGCUCAUGCUCAGAUAUUGCAUAUGGUCCCGACUCCUCCAUUUUGGGUAAAGUCUUUGUCCUGCAUUCUGUAGUGUUAUUUAUUUUUUAAAUUAUCUUUUUUGCAACCCUUACUUUCAGACUGCUUCACAAAUGCAAAAUGUAUCAAACCCCUUGACCAAAUCAUUCUUCACCUUUCUUCUAGAUUUGUUCAAUCUUUUGUGCUCAGUAAUACCUAUCUGAUCAGUGUGGGUUUUCUUUCCUUUCCCUCAGUUAAGGGCUGAUUUUUCCGAUCAUACACUAGGCAUGCAGACUGACACUGACUCUGCACGUGCCCCCAAAUGAAGCUUCUGGCUAACCACACUCGCACGCUACCUGGAUUUCUGUAAAAUAAUACAUUAUUAUUAUUUAAAAAUCUGAUAUAUGUUAUCAGUAGAAAAUGUGAAUUGCUGACUUUGUAUAUGUGUCCGAUAACUAAUCCAUUGGUAAUAAAAGAUUAA
This is a messenger RNA of Mobula hypostoma (lesser devil ray), 8105 nucleotides long. It is a transcript of the gene dennd5b, whose product is annotated as DENN/MADD domain containing 5B. The coding region runs from base 483 to 4541 and encodes 1352 amino acids. The transcript is spliced from 24 exons. Gene Ontology annotation, molecular function: small GTPase binding; guanyl-nucleotide exchange factor activity. NCBI's taxonomy places the organism in Eukaryota, Metazoa, Chordata, Chondrichthyes, Myliobatiformes, Myliobatidae. The record is from RefSeq and is a predicted model, not a curated record.